This is a messenger RNA of Ananas comosus (pineapple), 2015 nucleotides long. RefSeq names its product hexokinase-3-like. The transcript is spliced from 9 exons. Gene Ontology annotation, biological process: glucose 6-phosphate metabolic process; intracellular glucose homeostasis; glycolytic process. The coding region runs from base 295 to 1767 and encodes 490 amino acids. The record is from RefSeq and is a predicted model, not a curated record. NCBI's taxonomy places the organism in Eukaryota, Viridiplantae, Streptophyta, Magnoliopsida, Poales, Bromeliaceae. Gene Ontology annotation, cellular component: cytosol; mitochondrion. Gene Ontology annotation, molecular function: ATP binding; mannokinase activity; D-glucose binding.
CCCUCUCUCUCUCUCUCUCUCUCUCUCGCCUUUUCGUUUCCCUUGUCGGUUCCCUUCCUCUUGCCCGUUCUCUUCUUCGCGUUUCCCAUCUCUCUCUCUCUCACUCUGUCUCCUUUGUUUUACUUCGUUUCCGCCAUCUCUCUAUUCCAUUCUCUCUGGAGAAUUUCGUCGAGCAGCUUCUCUGCGAAGCGGUUCUCCACCGCAGAAGCCGCUUUUCUCCGCAGCAAUCUAGGGCUCCGGCUCCUCUCGGAGCGUCCUAUGAAGUGAUCGAUAGGGUUUUGGUGGUGGUGGGAUAUGGGGAGGGUAGGGUUCGGUGUGGCGGUGGGGUGCGCCGUGGUGAGCUGCGCGAUCGCGGCGGCGCUGGCGUGGCGGAGGGCGCGGGGGCGGGGGAGGUGGCGGCGCGCGGCGGAGGUGGUGAGGGAGUUCGAGGAGGGGUGCGCCACCCCGGUUGCGAGGCUGAGGCAGGUGGUGGACGCGAUGGUGGUGGAGAUGCACGCCGGGUUGGCCUCCGAUGGUGGGAGCAAGCUCAAGAUGCUCCUCACCUUCGUCGACUCCCUCCCCGAUGGGACGGAGGAAGGUACAUACUAUGCUCUUGAUCUCGGAGGUACGAAUUUCAGAGUCUUGCGAGUUCAGCUAGGUGGUAAAGGGUCUCUGAUCUUGAAUCACCAAGUUGAACGGCAACCAAUUCCUCAUGAAUUGAUGACUAGUUCAAGUGAGAACCUUUUUGAUUUCAUUGCACUGACACUAAAACGGUUCGUUGAAAAAGAAGAUGGUUCUCAACACCACUCAGAUGAUGAAAGGGCGCUUGGCUUUACAUUUUCUUUUCCUGUUAGACAAACUUCUGUUGCUUCAGGUGUUCUUAUAAAAUGGACCAAAGGUUUCUCAAUUGAAGAUACUGUUGGAAAAGAUGUUGCUCAGUGUUUAGAGGAAGCAAUGACAAAGAGGGGACUGAAUAUGCGUGUUGCAGCCUUGGUGAAUGAUACAGUGGGCACACUAGCUCUGGGUCAUUAUUAUGAUGAGGAUGCAGUGGCUGCUGUUGUUAUUGGAACUGGCAGCAAUGCUUGUUAUGUGGAACGUACUGAUGCAAUUAUCAAGUGCCAAGGGCUUACAAAUUCUGGAAGCAUGGUUGUCAACAUGGAAUGGGGCAAUUUCUGGUCAUCGCAUUUACCAAGAACUUCUUAUGACAUAGCUCUGGAUGAUGAAAGUCCAAAUCCAAAUGAUCAGGGCUUUGAGAAAAUGAUCUCGGGUAUGUAUUUGGGUGACGUUGCAAGAAGGGUGCUUCAGAGGAUGGCGCAAGAAUCAGAUAUUUUUGGUGAUACACCUCAGAAUUUAAAUGUACCUUUUAGUUUAAGGACUCCAUUGAUGGCUGCGAUGCACACAGAUGAUUCUGCUGACUUGAGAGAAGUCAAAACGAUAUUGCAAGAAUAUCUCCAUAUCUCAGAUGUCCCUCUGAAGACACGAAGGCUUGUCGUUAAAGUAUGUGAUAUAAUCACCCGAAGAGCCGCUCGUUUAGCUGCAGCUGGUAUUGUGAGCAUACUGAAGAAAAUUGGUCGAGAUGGAAGAACGAAAGGCAAGCCGAGGAGAACGGUUGUUGCGAUUGAGGGCCCCCUCUAUUCAAGCUAUGCAAUCUUCCGGGAUUAUCUAAAUGAGACUUUGGUCGAGCUGUUGAGCGAAGAGGUGGCUCAGAAUGUUAUUCUCAAGGUCUGUGAGGAUGGGUCGGGACUAGGUGCGGCUCUUCUUGCUGCAGCACACUCGGUAGAUAGAUGAAACAUCGUACAGAACUUUAAAAAAGAAAGAAAUAUGUGCAAAAUUGUACAGGAAAAAAAAAAUCUGUUUCAUAACUUAUAUCUGUUGUGAAGAAUAUGUCAGUUUCUUGUAUAGUGCUGAAGCUACAUUCUUUCUCCCUUCAAUGACCUUACUUACCUGUAUCUUAAAAGGCUCAUUUAGAUGCCUUUACGAGGCGAUUGACCUCGAUAACAAUGUGAAUGAAUCGCUGUGGAUGUACAGUUAUUUAA